Molecule: messenger RNA, 1282 nt
Organism: Paraphaeosphaeria sporulosa
Lineage: Eukaryota; Fungi; Ascomycota; Dothideomycetes; Pleosporales; Didymosphaeriaceae
Exons: 4
Coding region: 464-1264 (266 amino acids)
Source: RefSeq, a predicted model, not a curated record
CGCAGGUACGGACAAUGUUUCGCCACGAGUACGGUCCGAUGCUUCCUUAUUCGCCCGGAGCAUGGCUGAUCGCCUUUGAUCGCGUCUGCAUGACAGCCGAAGUCGUGUCCGGUAAUGAGCGUAACGGAGCCUGUCGAGCUGUUCCGCAACUGCUUCCAUAGCUGUGUGAACGAAGAAAUAAAUGCGAAGUACGACUUAUCUCAAGCGCGGAACUACAUUCGCAUCUUCCUGUUGGUUCGUCCCCUUCGUGUUCCUCCCGCAUCAGUUGCGGUGUACGAUCUCGUAGCUGGCGUAGCUGUCGGACGAGCGCAAGUUGAGUACCUCCAGUUCUUGAACUCACAGUCAGACUUCAGAUGUAUAUAAAGACUGAUCACCUCGAUGGACAAGACCGCGCAUCUCAAGUCUAGUACUACAAUCGCUCAUCACACGUUCAACGCAAUCUAACAUCCCACUGAUCACCACUAUGCGCGCUCAUAUUUUCGCCUCCGUCCUUCUGGCCGCUUUGGCAUCGGUCACGGCCUCCUCUCAUAAGAACGGACCUUGUACAGGCAAGGACGGUGUCCAAGGCGUUUGCAUUUCCACGAAGUCAUGCACUAGCGGUGGUGGCUCGUACAUUAGCAACGCUUGCCCAGGCCUUCCAGACGACGUCCGAUGCUGCACCAAACCUUCAUGUCAGAAAGCCGCCCAAAAGGGCGAUUGCCGUUUUGUGGACAAAUGUGGUAGCGGAAAGACUACGAUCACUGGUCUCUGCCCCGGGCCCGACUCUUUCAAGUGUUGUGUUCCUGAGGGUGGUACUACACCGAAGCCUCCUACUACACCGAACCCGACACUUAAUCUGGGUCAAAAGAUCCUGAAGAAAGCGCAGGAGCAGAAGGGUGUUCCUUAUCACUGGGCCGGCGGCAAUUGCAAGGGUAAGACUGGAGGCGGAUUCGACUGCUCUGGACUCGUUUCAUGGGCCAUUUGCCAAGUAACUGGUCGUGACCUCUUCAAGGAAGGUCUUCGAGUCACACGCUCGAUGUACUGCGCGAGUGAGAAGAAGCUGAAGUACAAGAAAGUUCCCUUCUCUAAACGCCGUGCGGGCGAUGCCGUCUUCUUCGGUGGCAAGUGUGAUUGCACCAACAACCCUGGCGGUAUCCACCAUGUGGGUCUCAUGAUGGACGAUGGCUACAACAUGUUCAAUGCCUUGAAAACUGGUACGAAGAUCAGAAAGGAUAACUUUAAGAACUGGAGUGAGAAGGCUUGCCCUUACGUCAUUCGGUUCUAGUGAGCAAUUAUUCCUCCU